Paramecium primaurelia is the source of this 5991-nucleotide messenger RNA. NCBI's taxonomy places the organism in Eukaryota, Ciliophora, Oligohymenophorea, Peniculida, Parameciidae. The record is from the annotation of a GenBank genome assembly.
AUGAUUUAAUUUGAUGAAAAUGAGUCCAAGAUCAAAAAUUUUGAUUAAUGCAUGUAAGUCAUGUUAAGCCUCCAUAAAUAAUUUUCGCAUACUCUUAAGCUUUAUGAAACAUUAAAUUUUAAUCAAACAAGAAUAAUUACAAUAGCUGACAUAUGGUAAUAAAUUCUUAUUAUGUAUUGUAAAUAAAAAGUUAUAACACAUGAUUUGAAUGUAAAAUGUAACAAAAAAAAACUGCAAAACACAAAGAAAAAUAAAAUAAAAUUUGAAAACUUGGAAAAAACUAAUAGAAAACAAUUAAUGGAUUUUUAAAAAAUUCCGAUUGAAAUUAAUUAUUCAUAUACCAAGAAAAAAAUUUACAAUCUUGAAUGUUAUUAAGAUGGUAUAAUUUUUUAUAAUUGCAGCAAACAUUGAUAAACUGAAUACAUUUGAAGAAGCAAUAGAAUAAUAUGAUUCAGUUAUUCAGAAAAACCCAGAAUAAGCAGAUAAUUAUUAUGGCAAAGGUAAAAAUAAAGUUAUAUAAUUAUAGCUGAUAAUCUAGUAAAUAUGAAUAGAUAUAAAGAAGCAUUAGAGUAUUAUGAUGAAGCUAUUCUAAAAAACCCAGAAAAUGCAGAUUUUUAUAAUGGCAAAGGUAUAAAUCAAUUUUGUAUAUAUUUUAAGCCAUUGUGUUAUUCAAGUUAAAUAGAUUUGAAGAAGCAUUGAAGUACUAAGAUUUAGCUAUUCAGAAAAACCCAGAAAAUGCAGAUUUUUAUAAUGGCAAAGGUAUAAAUCAAUGUUGUAUAUAUUUUAAGCCAUUGUGUUAUUCAAGUUAAAUAGAUUUGAAGAAGCAUUGAAGUACUAAGAUUUAGCUAUUCAGAAAAACCCAGAAAAUGCAGAUUUUUAUAAUGGCAAAGGUAUAAAUCAAUAUUGUAUAUAUUUUAAGCCAUUGUGUUAUUCAAGUUAAAUAGAUUUGAAGAAGCAUUGAAGUACUAAGAUUUAGCUAUUCAGAAAAACCCAGAAAAUGCAGAUUUUUAUAAUGGCAAAGGUAUAAAUCAAUAUUGUAUAUAUUUUAAGCCAUUGUGUUAUUCAAGUUAAAUAGAUUUGAAGAAGCAUUGAAGUACUAAGAUUUAGCUAUUCAGAAAAACCCAGAAAAUGCAGAUUUUUAUAAUGGCAAAGGUAUAAAUCAAUAUUGUAUAUAUUUUAAGCCAUUGUGUUAUUCAAGUUAAAUAGAUUUGAAGAAGCAUUGAAGUACUAAGAUUUAGCUAUUCAGAAAAACCCAGAAAAUGCAGAUUUUUAUAAUGGCAAAGGUAUAAAUCAAUAUUGUAUAUAUUUUAAGCCAUUGUGUUAUUCAAGUUAAAUAGAUUUGAAGAAGCAUUGAAGUACUAAGAUUUAGCUAUUCAGAAAAACCCAGAAAAUGCAGAUUUUUAUAAUGGCAAAGGUAUAAAUCAAUGUUGUAUAUAUUUUAAGCCAUUGUGUUAUUCAAGUUAAAUAGAUUUGAAGAAGCAUUGAAGUACUAAGAUUUAGCUAUUCAGAAAAACCCAGAAAAUGCAGAUUUUUAUAAUGGCAAAGGUAUAAAUCAAUGUUGUAUAUAUUUUAAGCCAUUGUGUUAUUCAAGUUAAAUAGAUUUGAAGAAGCAUUGAAGUACUAAGAUUUAGCUAUUCAGAAAAACCCAGAAAAUGCAGAUUUUUAUAAUGGCAAAGGUAUAAAUCAAUGUUGUAUAUAUUUUAAGCCAUUGUGUUAUUCAAGUUAAAUAGAUUUGAAGAAGCAUUGAAGUACUAAGAUUUAGCUAUUCAGAAAAACCCAGAAAAUGCAGAUUUUUAUAAUGGCAAAGGUAUUAAUCAAUAUUGUAUAUUUUCUUAGCUAUUGCCUUAGAAAAGAUGAAUAGAUUUUAAGAAGCAUUAGAGUAUUAUGAUGAAGCUAUUCUAAAAAACCCAGAAGAGGCAGAUUUUUAUGAUGGCAAAGGUAUAAAUAAAUUAUGUAUUCUUUUUUAGCUAUUGCCUUAGAAAAGAUGUAUAGAUUUGAAGAAGCAUUGUUGUAUUAUGAUACAGCUAUUCAAAAAAACCCAGAAAAUGCAAAUUAUUUUUAUGGAAAAGGUAUAAAUUAAUGAUUUUUUUUUCUUAGCUAUUGCCUUAGAAAAGAUGUAUAGAUUUGAAGAAGCAUUGUUGUAUUAUGAUACAGCUAUUCAAAAAAACCCAGAAAAUGCAAAUUAUUAUGAAUGCAAAGGUAAAAAUUAAUGAUAUAUAUUUUUUUAGCUCUUGCCUUAGAAAAGAUGUAUAGAUUAGAAGAAGCAUUGUAGUAUUAUGAUUUAGCUAUUCAAAAAAACCCAGAAAAAGCAGAUUAUUUUUAUGGAAAAGGUAUAAAUAAAUGAUAUAUUUUUUCUUAGCUUACUUUUUAUAAAAGAUGAAUAGAUUUUUGGAAGCAUUAGAAUAUUAUGAUUUUGCAAUUCAGAAAAACCCUUAAGAUGCAGAUUAUUAUAUUGGAAAAUGUAUAAAUUAAUUAUGUAUACUUUUUUAGCUCGUGCCUUAGAAUAGAUGAAUAGAUUUGAAGAAGCAUUAAAGUACUUAGAUGUAGCUAUUCAGAAAAACCCAGAAAAUGCAGAAUAUUGUAAAUGUAAAGGUAUAAAUUAAUUAGGAAUAUUUUUUUAGCUUUUGUCUUAUCAAUGAUGAAUAGAUGUGAAGAAGCAUUGGAGUAUUAUGAUUAAGCUAUUCAGAAAAACCCAGAAAAUGCAGAUUAUUUUUAAGGAAAAGGUAUAAAAUAAUGAUGUAUAUUUUCUUAGCGAUUACCUUAUUCAAGUUAAAUAGAUUUGAAGAAGCAUUGGAGUAUUAUGAUUAAGCUAUUCAGAAAAACUCAGAAAAUGCAGAUUAUUAUAAAUGUAAAGGUAUAAAUUAUUUAUGUAUUUUUUCUUAGCGAUUACCUUAGAAUAGAUGAAUAGAUUUGAAGAAGCAUUAAAGUAUUAAGAUGUAGCUAUUCAGAAAAAUCCAGAAAAAGCAGAUUAUUUCUAUGGAAAAGGUAUAAAUAAAUGAUAUAUUUUUUCUUAGCUCACUUUUUAUUCAAGUUAAAUAGAUUUGAAGAAGCAUUGAAGUACUAAGAUUUAGCUAUCCAGAAAAACCCAGAAUAAGCAGAUUAUUUUUAAGGAAAAGGUAUAAAAUAAUGAUGUAUAUUUUCUUAGCGAUUGCCUUAUUCAAGUUAAAUAGAUUUGAAGAAGCAUUGGAGUAUUAUGAUUAAGCUAUUCAGAAAAACCCAGAAAAAGCAGAUUAUUUUUAAGGAAAAGGUAUAAAUUAUUUAUGUAUAUUUUCUUAGCGAUUACCUUAUUCAAGUUAAAUAGAUUUGAAGAAGCAUUGGAGUAUUAUGAUUAAGCUAUUCAGAAAAACCCAGAAAAAGCAGAUUAUUUUUAAGGAAAAGGUAUAAAUUAUUUAUGUAUAUUUUCUUAGCGAUUACCUUAUUCAAGUUAAAUAGAUUUGAAGAAGCAUUGGAGUAUUAUGAUUAAGCUAUUCAGAAAAACCCAGAAAAAGCAGAUUAUUUUUAAGGAAAAGGUAUAAAUUAUUUAUGUAUAUUUUCUUAGCGAUUACCUUAUUCAAGUUAAAUAGAUUUGAAGAAGCAUUGGAGUAUUAUGAUUAAGCUAUUCAGAAAAACCCAGAAAAAGCAGAUUAUUUUUAAGGAAAAGGUAUAAAAUAAUGAUGUAUAUUUUCUUAGCGAUUACCUUAUUCAAGUUAAAUAGAUUUGAAGAAGCAUUGGAGUAUUAUGAUUAAGCUAUUCAGAAAAACCCAGAAAAAGCAGAUUAUUUUUAAGGAAAAGGUAUAAAAUAAUGAUGUAUAUUUUCUUAGCGAUUACCUUAUUCAAGUUAAAUAGAUUUGAAGAAGCAUUGGAGUAUUAUGAUUAAGCUAUUCAGAAAAACCCAGAAAAAGCAGAUUAUUUUUAAGGAAAAGGUAUAAAAUAAUGAUGUAUAUUUUCUUAGCGAUUACCUUAUUCAAGUUAAAUAGAUUUGAAGAAGCAUUGGAGUAUUAUGAUUAAGCUAUUCAGAAAAACCCAGAAAAUGCAGAUUAUUAUAAAUGUAAAGGUAUAAAUUAUUUAUGUAUUUUUUCUUAGCGAUUACCUUAGAAUAGAUGAAUAGAUUUGAAGAAGCAUUAAAGUAUUAAGAUGUAGCUAUUCAGAAAAAUCCAGAAAAAGCAGAUUAUUUCUAUGGAAAAGGUAUAAAUAAAUGAUAUAUUUUUUCUUAGCUCACUUUUUAUUCAAGUUAAAUAGAUUUGAAGAAGCAUUGAAGUACUAAGAUUUAGCUAUUCAGAAAAACCCAGAAUAAGCAGAUUAUUUUUAAGGAAAAGGUAUAAAAUAAUGAUGUAUAUUUUCUUAGCGAUUACCUUAUUCAAGUUAAAUAGAUUUGAAGAAGCAUUGGAGUAUUAUGAUUAAGCUAUUCAGAAAAACCCAGAAAAUGCAGAUUAUUAUAAAUGUAAAGGUAUAAAUUAUUUAUGUAUAUUUUCUUAGCGAUUACCUUAUUCAAGUUAAAUAGAUUUGAAGAAGCAUUGGAGAAUUAUGAUUAAGCUAUUCAGAAAAACCCAGAAAAAGCAGAUUAUUUUUAAGGAAAAGGUAUAAAAUAAUGAUGCAUAUUUUUUUAGCGAUUGCCUUAAAGAACAUUCAUAGAUUUGAAGAAGCAUUGGAAUAUUAUGAUUUAGCUAUUUAGUAAAACCCAGAAAAAGCAGAUUAUUAUUAUGGCAAAGGUACAAUUAAAGUAUUAUCAUUUUAGCUGAUAAUCUAGGAUAUAUGAAUAUAUUUGAAGAAGCAUUGAAGUAUUAUGAUUAAGCUAUUCAGAAAAACCCAGAAAAAGCAGAUUAUUUUUAAGGAAAAGGUAUAAAAUAAUGAUGUAUAUUUUCUUAGCGAUUACCUUAUUCAAGUUAAAUAGAUUUGAAGAAGCAUUGGAGUAUUAUGAUUAAGCUAUUCAGAAAAACCCAGAAAAUGCAGAUUAUUAUAAAUGUAAAGGUAUAAAUUAUUUAUGUAUAUUUUCUUAGCGAUUACCUUAUUCAACUUAAAUACAUUUGAAGAAGCAUUGGAGAAUUAUGAUUAAGCUAUUCAGAAAAACCCAGAAAAUGCAGAUUAUUAUAAAUGUAAAGGUAUAAAUUAUUUAUGUAUAUUUUCUUAGCGAUUACCUUAUUCAAGUUAAAUAGAUUUGAAGAAGCAUUAGAGUAUUAUGAUUAAGCUAUUCAGAAAAACCCAGAAGAUGCAGAUUUUUAUAAUGGCAAAGGUUUAAAUCAAUGUUGUAUAUUUUCUUAGCUAUUGCCUUAGAAAAGAUGAAUAGAUUCUAAGAAGCAUUGGAGUAUUAUGAUUAAGCUAUUCAGAAAAACCCAGAAAAUGCAGAUUAUUAUAAAUGUAAAGGUAUUUACUAAACUAAAAUUUUUAAGCCAAUACUUUAUAUCAAUUAAAACAUUUAGAUUCAGCACAAAAAUAUUGUUAUUAUGCAAUUUAGAAGGGCCUCAAUAAUACCGAUUCUAAAUUAUUCUAAAGAAAUAUUCUUAGAUUUUAAAUAGAUUUAUUAUAAAUUUCAUAUCCAAUAUACAAUAAUUAUUGAUCCUUCAAAAAUUUAAUAAUAAUAAUAUUUAUAAAAAUAUAAUAUAUCUAAAAUUAAGUUAACUUUAAUUUUUUCCCCAGGUAGGUAGGAGAAAGAUACAUUUUAUUAAUCUGCUUCCUAAGCUUGAUCUUGCCUGGAGAAAGGUUCAAAGGGUUAGAUUUUGUAGUGCUUUGUUACCUGGGAAUCAGGUUGGAAUUAAUUAAAACAUAUAAACGAUGAAACAUCACCUAGACCCAAUAGAUUUACGUCCCCUAAAGAUAAUUAUCUAGUCCCCUUUGUCAAACGAAGGUGUAGGUAGGAAAAUCCUAUUGCUUACUCGCUCUCGGAGAUAGCACCCGAGAGUCUAACAAAGUGGUGAGGAUGUAACCAAGGAAUGGGUUACAACCAUUAUAAUUUAAGUUUCUGAUAAAGAUUAAUCAUUUUAUAUCUAAUAUAAAUUUUCCUACAUUUAACACUGA